Messenger RNA from Coccinella septempunctata (seven-spotted ladybird), 552 nucleotides. Its product is annotated as cytochrome c oxidase assembly protein COX19. The coding region runs from base 91 to 345 and encodes 84 amino acids. Gene Ontology annotation, cellular component: mitochondrial intermembrane space. The transcript has a single exon. The record is from RefSeq and is a predicted model, not a curated record. NCBI's taxonomy places the organism in Eukaryota, Metazoa, Arthropoda, Insecta, Coleoptera, Coccinellidae. Gene Ontology annotation, biological process: mitochondrial respiratory chain complex IV assembly.
AUUUCCACCACAGAACACAAAUAAUAAAAUUUCCACCUUGAUAUUUUCAGUUUUCACUUUUUACAAUUUUAUAUCAAACUUAUUGCUUAAAUGUCAUAUGCCCUCAAUCAGAAAGUUUUCACACCAGUUCCUCCUGAUAAGGGAAGUUUUCCGCUGGAUCAUGAAGGAGUUUGUAAGAAAUCAAUGAUUCAGUAUAUGAGAUGUCUACGGGAAAAUGGAAACGAUAAUAGUUUUUGUAGAGAAAGCGCCAAAGAAUAUUUGGAUUGUCGAAUGCGUAAUGAUUUGAUGGCAAAAGAAGACUGGUCCAAAUUAGGUUUUCAAGAUUCGACGCAUAAGGACAAUUAAUAAUUAAUUAUCAUGGUUAAUGUAUUAUUAGGUUGUACCGGCAGUGUUGCUACAAUAAAAUUGCCUUUAUUAUUACAAGGAAUACUAGACCAAAACGAGACGGAAGUGAAGGUUAAUGUGGUUCUAACUAGAAGAGGCGAACAUUUUAUUAAUUCUCUUCCCUUUUCCUCUGAAAACGUCAAAGUAUUUACAGACGAAGAUGAAUGG